Messenger RNA from Blastomyces gilchristii SLH14081, 348 nucleotides. RefSeq lists its product as uncharacterized. The transcript has a single exon. NCBI's taxonomy places the organism in Eukaryota, Fungi, Ascomycota, Eurotiomycetes, Onygenales, Ajellomycetaceae. The coding region runs from base 1 to 348 and encodes 115 amino acids. The record is from RefSeq and is a predicted model, not a curated record.
AUGAAGAAAUCAGUCAAGUCAGCCAUGCUGAAGACAGUGAAGGAUUUAUUCAAGCAAAUCAAGGAAGCAAAGACACACUGGCAGGAAGCAGAAAAUCAAAAAAUGAAGAGUAUAGCUAUCACAUUGAAAGCCUUAAAUAUGUCUAUCAGUCUCACUGAAAAAGUCAAACUUGAAAUUGAGAAGAUUAAGUUGAAUAUUGAAAGAGUCAAAUUGAAGAUUAAAAAGAAGAAAAUUGCUGUGAAGAAGAAGAAAAUCAUCAUUGAAAAGAGAAAAUUGAAUAUUGAAAAUACAAAGCUUACUAUUCAGCAGAAGAUCUUGAGAUUGAUUAACAAUCAUUAUAAGAGUUAA